UACAUUGAAUACUGGCGUCACCGUUUUGGCGAAACUGCAAUUGACAAGAUAUUUCCUCGCGUUGUUCCAGCCGAGGAUGACCCCGGAAAAGGCGUGGUCGACAGUUACUACCUGAUGUCUCCGAAACUACAGGAAGACCUUCAGAUCCGGGAGCGACUGGCUCUGCGUCGACUAGAAGAAGUUCUGUCGUGUCAGCAGCGGGAGCGCCUUGACCGUUCGUUCGACCGCGUCUGUUUAUUCUGCCGAUACAGAGUGAAAGGCAACCGCUCCAAACUCAUCCACCAUCUUUACCUGAUCCACCAGCUGAACCUCGGUUCUCCGGACAAUCUCGUGUUCGUAAACGAGUACCUCGAUCUUUUGGCUUCGAAAAUAAGAGAGUGCGUGGAAGGUAGGCAGCUUUGGCGGCUGUUACACCGGUUCUGUUUUAGGAAUCAGUGUAUCUACUGCGAGAACACUUUUGAAAACCAUGAAAGUCUAAUGGAACACAUGCGUAAAAAGCAACAUCGCGAAGUGAACCCGAAGAACUUGUACUACGACAAGUUUUACGUCAUUAAUUACUUGGUAAGUGUUACCAUAAUGCAUAUUGCUUUUUUGAGAUACUACUAAAA
This is a messenger RNA of Soboliphyme baturini, 608 nucleotides long. The record is from the annotation of a GenBank genome assembly. Lineage: Eukaryota; Metazoa; Nematoda; Enoplea; Dioctophymatida; Soboliphymatidae.